GCGAAUUCGCUCGAUGUGCUCUGCGAAAAUUUUUGCCAGUUUGAAAAACGGCGAAGAGGCAUAAAGACCAAUAAAAAUCUAAAGCAAAAAACGCGAUUGUUGUGUGUUAACAAAAAUUCAAGGUGAAAUUUAAAAAACGAAAACCAUUUAAAACUAAACAAAAGCGUAGAAAUUUAUCAAAAUUUUAUGUAAAUUACGGAAAUACAAAUGGAAUAAGCACAGUGACGCCCAAAAGGGGGAAAAGAAUGUUGAAUGCAAGUAGCAAUGUGUGUGUGUAAAUGAGUGUAUUGGAGAAAAAACGAAUGUGUGAGAAGAAAAAAAUCAAUGCCUUGAAUUGAAGGGGAUAAAGAAGGCAGGCAACGGCGACGAUGUGCAUAAAAGCGAUUGCAAAGCAGGGAAAAGUGAAAAAAUGUGGUGCUGCCGAGGAAAAAUGAAUGUGACGUUAACUAACUCCAAGUGACGUUGACGACCGACCGACGGCAUGGAGAAGAAUAAGUGAAUAAAACGUAAAAGCAGCAACAAACGCAAAAGCCCCAAAAUGAAGAAACAAGAAAAAUAGUGACAACGACAAUUGGUUGUGGCUGAUUAAUAAAUGUGUAGCUAGCUGGCUGCUUGUUCGUUUUGCUGUUGGACUUACCAACAACAACAGCAAUAAAUAUAAAAAAGUUAUAACGCCAAACGGAAACGUGAAAACUUUUAGGAACUUUUUUCGCAAUUCAAACCAAACCAAUUUUUUUCAAUUUCCAAACGCUUUUUAAACGUCUUUUAAAAAAAGAUUUUUAGUGAAUUUUUCAAAUUAAAAUUUAAAAAGGAAAUAUAUAUAUAUACAUACAUAUACCAAACUUAGUGUUUAACGUCAAUACAUCAAAAAAAAUAAUAAUUAUAUAUAAUUAAAAUUAAUUAGUAUUAAUUAAAACAAAAACAUAUUCUUAAUUCUUCUAUUCCUUUUUGAAAGAAAAAAAGGAUAUUCGAAAAAUGAAAUAAAGUUUUAAGCUGAAGUGUUGAACAAUUUGGCCAAUUAUUAGACAAACCAAGAAAAAAAACACGCGAUGAAAUUCUCUAAGUGUUAAUUUUAGUUUAAAUGAAAAAUCUAUACGUUUAUUUAGUAUAAAAAGGAAAAUAUUUUAGUUUUAUAAAAAAAUUAAAAAUUAUUUUUUUUUUGUAAUAAUAAAUUUUGUGUGAGCGUGUGCAAACACUAACCCACGGGCUCUUCCCCAAAUAUAGUGAGCGUGAGUGGCAACCCCCAUAACCCGGCAAGUUAAGCUUUCCUUACUCCUGAACUCUGUUUAUGAUGUUUUCUCCUCGUGUCUAAUAUUUUGUGUAUGUUUAUUUGUAAGUGCGCGCGCGCGUUUGAGUGAGUGUGAGAGAAUUUAUUUUUCUAACUAAUUGAAAUUUAUUACCGGAAAUUUAAUAAUAUCUACCUACUACUAUAACAUAUGCCACAUUAAAUUGACAAACAACAGCAGCAAUAAAACAACAACAACAAAUCACAAAAAAUAGUCCAAUCCAAAUAGUCAAAGUCAUUUUAAGUGUGUUUUGUUUGUGUUCUAAACAUACAACAAUAACAACAACAAAAACUGCAAAAAUUGCAAAAUAAAAAAUCAAAUUAGCGCAAAAGUGAAAAAAUCAAGUAGCAGCUCUCCCUCUCAAUACAAAGAAAAAUGUUUUUGAGAGAGGUCAUCGUCACAUAGUUUCAUCAUAACUGUGCUGUGUUAAAGAGUAAGGGAGUAAUUGAUAAGCUAGCACUUCAUUCAAACACCUACAUAUACAUAAAUCAAACGAGAUUCGAGAUAGUUGACAUAUAUCACUAUCGAUAAACUCUCUUGUGUUGUAAGAUUAUCGAUAUUUAAACGAAUCGCCUUCAGCCUCUGGCCGUUUAGAAACCUUGACGCAUUGUUGAGAGAGCGAUAACAGAAGAAGUAUUACGGCUCUAUUCCUUUAAACAAGUCUGAUCACUGAAAGUCAUUGUUGUUGGCAUAAAAGCGAACAAAAACGAAAAACAAGACAUCGUUCGUUAAAACUGUUGUGAUAACUCUGAACCCCCUCUUUAAAUAUUGCCGCGGUAAUGCAGUCGUUAUUUUCACAAUCGUUUUGCGUUGUCGUUGCUAAAUUUCGUCGUAACGUGUUGACAAUAUGCAUCGCCAGCAUUGUCGCCUAGUUUAUCAUUGUAACGUUUCUAACGUCGUCGCCGUUAACGUCGCCGUCGCCGUCGUCGUCGUAAUUGCUCGCGCGACUUUCUUUAUCGUCGCCAGUGUCGUUGUGUACAUACAGAAAGUUGUUGCCACCAUCGUUGCUGCUGCAGCUGCCACUACAACUUUAAGGGAAAAAUUAAAGCCACCGCUCAACAGCAGUAAAUAUAGCUCUGCAGUAUCGAGUAUAGCCCGUUAUACACCUCCCAGUAUAUUGUCAUCAUUACUGAAGUCGCUGUCGACAUUAGUGUCACCUUUGUUGUCGUCGUCGUUGCUGUCAUCAUCACCAUUGCUUAAUUUAAGAUCAACCAAAGUUUGUUCAUGAUCAUCGGUGGUGUGCCUACGCCACGUUUAUGAACUGAUCAUCAAAAUUAUCAUAGUCUCCAUCUCCUACGUCGCCAUCGGCUUCGUCAUCAUCUUCAUCACCAACAUAUUUAUCAACGGCGCUCUCGAACAAUGUUGAUGAAAUUCAAUUAGAUUUAAUUUAGUUUUGCUACUUUUAACCUCUAAACCUGUGAAUAACAAAACACCGAACGAUCGAGUUAGUGACCAUCCCAUAGAUCGGGCAUAGCCAAAACAAAAACAACAACAACAAUAUAAACCGCAAUCUUCCCCUUAAAGCGAAGAAGAAAACCUCGAAUUUAUCCAUCGUUCUAAGCGAAGCGAAUCAGUCCAUCACCACCCACAGCAAGCAGACAGCCAAAAGUCCAUAUAAAGCUGCAGUGUGUGCAACGUAAAAAGCUAGCGGACAAGAUCGUCAGUAAGUGAGUGUGGGAAAAAAUCAAAUUCGAAGCGAUUGGAGGAAGGACUAUUUUGCAAGUAAAUCUCUGUGGACAAGUAAAAGAAUAACGAUCAAAGAUCAAACUGUUCCCCCUCUACCCCAAAACCAAAACCCAAAAAAGGCCUAGUUAAAGAAAGAAAAAACAAUUAAAUUAAUUUAUAGAUAAUCCCUAGGAUAACCUAAACCCUAAACUAAAUUGAAUUCUUCAAACUACUACUAAGUUACGUUUAAAUCUAGCAGAAGUGUUCUUUGAAACUACUUGUGUAAGCAGCAAGGAUCUUAAGCAGCUCUAGACGACCAUUUUCCAUACUUCCCAUUGAAACCUUGGGGCUGAUUUUUCGGCUACUAAGCUGCAUUCAGUAAAAACUAAACUACUCUUCGACAUCUCUAGCACGAGUAACACCAACACAACCACCAAAACGACUACCCACAGCAACUGCAACUGUAGCACCACCACCAGCAGCAAAAACAACACUAGCAUCAAAAACACUCCAACAACGUCAUCUAUUGUUGGUCUAAUUUUUGACAUUCUUAUCCAGCCCGGGUUCGGUCAGACAAUACGCACGACCCUGGAUUUGCUGUUGAAGAAGUUGCGCACGCUAAAAACCCCGAUUAUGGCCGAGAAUCAAUCUGCCACAGAGGAUUCCGGUCAACAAUCACAAACACAACAUCAACAAACGCAUUCGACGCACCACCAUCAGCAACAACAAGAGCAGCACGAUCAUUUAGAAGAACCUCAGCAACAGCAGCAGCACCAGCAGCCCCCAUUGUCAACACAGAAUUCGGAAGAGCUUUCAUCGGCCUUGGCCUCGCCAGCCACACCACCCAACGAAAACAACUCGGUCUCAUCGCCCGACGAACCCCAAACAAUUGUUGUUGCCAGCAAUCGUCAGCAGCAGCAGCAGCAACAGCACUCACCACAUCGGUCGCCAGCACGCAGCAUGAUUGAUCGUCCUGUACACGCCCGAUUUAAGGUGUCCACGACGACUCCACAACGUCGCAACACAAUUCAGUCGACUACCGCUCCCAGGGGUGCGAGCACUACGGCAAUUAAGAAACCCACCCUGGUCAAGGUGAACUCAUUGACCAGCACCGCCACGGUUGACAAGAACAACUCCAGCCUGGAAAAACAUCACCACCAUCAUCAUCACCAUCACAAUAGUAUGUCGAAUCAUCAGCAACACCAUCACCAUGCUCACCAGCAUCAUCAUCAACACAAUUCGUCCUCUUCUUCCGCCAACAACACUAUGACCACCACUUCGACCGCCAUACAACGUACCACAAGUGAAUGUCUUCGUUUGAACGCUGUGCCCGCUACCACACCCGCAGACUCUCUCUCGAAUGCCACCAGCUACAACAGCAUUCAGUCGAAUGUAACCAACAACAGCUCCAGCUCGGCUUCGGUAGCUCCCAAAUCGACCAGCUCCAAUGCUAGUCACUCUAAGAACUCAACAUCGAAGUCAUCCUCGGCCAACUCCAGCAAGGCUUCGUCGCCCAACAACAACAAUAGCAUAGCCGAGUUAUGUACCGGCUUGCGUUCGGGCACUAGAAGUAACUCCUCUUCAGUGCGUAGUUACCAGACCUAUGGCAAAAUGCAGAAGGCCAACCAAGCACCCAAUGCUGGAGGUGGCAUCCGUAGACCCAAGCCCACAUCUUCAUUUCAAAUAACUUCGGUGACUGUGGGCAACCCGAAGCCGUCGCCUGUUACCGACAAUGGUGAGGAUGAGUCUGCUGAUGAUUUCGAUGAAUCUCACACAGAUGACAACAGUCGCAUAACCGAUUUGGAAAACGAGACUCCCUCCAUGUCGGAGGACACAUUCUCGAAGGAGGAGAUUUACUACCACCAAGAUGAUGGACUUACUAGCACCGCACCCGCCAUACCAACUGGUUCGCAGUUUGGUCUGGUAGUUGCCACUCUGGGAGCCCAAGAUAUUUCGAAUGUCCAGGUGAAUGUGGGUGAAAAUUUCAUUGAUGUCGUGCCCAGUGGCAGUGAUGUUAAAAAGGACUCAACUCAGCAUCGCAGCGAACGUUUCAAAGUGGUCAAAAUUGAGUCGACUGAACCAUUUCGUCGUGGCCGUUGGGUUUGUAUGGACUACUUGGAUCAUACAACAGUGCCCGGCAGCGGUGCGGGUGGUAAGGGAGAUGGUGCUGGUAAUAACAACGAAAAGACUGAAGGCGGCGCCGCAGCGGCCGAGAAUGCCGGUGAGCAAGGGGUGCCUCGUACUACGCAAAGCAUGAUACUUGGCCAUGGUACGGCCGCCAUAUUGGAAAAUCACUAUGAUGCCUCUACAUCUGCUGAUGGAAAUUUGAAUUAUCCCGAGCCAACGGCCAAAAUUCCGCUGGGUGGUGCAGGAGGAGCCGGCCUAGGUGGUGGUGGUAUAAAUACUGCUCCCGCCACUGUGGUGCAUGGUCUGCAGCAGUUUGUUGAAGCCUCCAAGCCUGGAGAGGCAACAGCAGUAAAUGUCUUAACUGGUGUAGCUCAACAGCAGGGCGCCGAAGGGCAAUAUCAAACUCCACCACAAGAAGUCAAUGCCAACACGAACACGCCACAGAUGAACAUGCCGGGUCAAGUAAUGCAGGAUGGAAGUCAGCAAAUUCCUAUGGACUUUGCCACCUUGGCUGCCCAUAAGCUCAAACAAUCCUUGGAAGAACUAAAGAGACGCGAAGAAGCCAUAGAAGCUUCGGAGAAAGCGGCCGCUGCUGCUGCAGUCGCCUAUAUGCCGGGACGUUCACAACCCGUGAACUUCGAAGCUUUCAAGCAACAGCAGCAGCAGCAACAGCAACAACAACAGCAGCAGCCUCAGCAGCCGCAGCAAGUAUCAAUGCAACAGGCGCAGUCCAUGCAGCAGCAACAGCCUCAACAGCAACAACAACAAACCCAGCAGCAACAAACGCAGCCGCAGCAGCAACAGCAACAACAGCAGCAUACUGUCUCCUUACCCAGCAGCAUAAAUAUGCAGAAUGGCACGGUAUCCAUAUCCUCGGACAACAGCAAUGUUGGCUCUCCUGCCGGCGCGGCACAGACACAAGCUCAACAACAGCAGCAGCAGCCAAUUGCGAAUAUGAUGGGUCAAGGACAACCACAACAGCAGAGACAACAACAACAGCCUCAAAAUAUGGCCGCCUAUAAUAUGGAAAUGCAACAACAACAGCAACAACCAUUGUCUCCUGCUCCGCAACAGAGCCAAGUACCACCUACAUAUGUCACUUCGAACUUCCAGGGCACCCCACAUCAGACACCACAGCAACAAUCGCCUCAAUUGGCCGAUGCAGUGCAACAGGUGCCCAACCAGCAAUUGCAGCAAAUGCAACAGCAAUUGCAACAACAAAUUCCACAACAACACUCGGUACAGGUGCAAGCGAUGCAGCAAGUACCAGUGCAGCAACAAAUGCAACAGCAGAUGCAGCAGCAAUUGCAGCAACAAAUUGUGCAACAACAGCCACAAAUGCAACAACAUUCGAUGCCGCCAGCGGUACAGCAAAUGCAGCAAACGAUGUCACAGCAACAGCCGCAGCAACAACAGCCGGUAGCCAUUAGGCAGCAGCCAAUGCAGCAACAGCCAAUGCAGUCACAAUUGCAACAACAGAUGGCUGCUCAACAAAUGCAGCAAAUGGCUCAACAGCAACCGCCGCAGCAGCCACAACGGCAACAAUCGUUACCAGUGCAACAAAUGCCUCCGCAGGAUCAGCAACAACAGCAAAUUCAACGUCCCGUUCAACAGCAGCAGCAACAGCCGCAAAUGCCACAAAAUGUCAAUGUGCAACAACAGAUUUCACAACAGCAACAAAUUCAGCGCACGACAAUGCCUGGUGGUCAACAGCAACAACAGCCACCACAAAUGCAGCAAACGGUUACGAUGCAGCAAAUGCCUGCUGGGACCAUGCAACAAUUACAACAACAACAGCAACAACGACAAACCUCGUUGCAACAACAGACUUCACAAACAGAUGGUGUAUCCAGAAGCACUAGCUUGCCGCAACAAAUGCCAUCACAACAGCAGCAACAACAACAACCACCACCAUCAGCAACUCAAACUCAACUUCCACCACAAUUCCAGCCGUUGCAACAACAGCAACAGCCUUUAGCUCCCGGACAAACAAUGCCCCUAAUAUCGCAAAUGACCAACUAUGACAUGCAGCAGCAGCAGCAACAACAGAGACAGCAGCAAUCGCAACAAUUGCAACAGCCACAGCAACAGGCCUCAUUGGUUAGCCAACAACACAGUGCCCCUGCUACUAUGGUUGAUAAUGCAGCCAUAUUAGCUCAAAUUCAGCAACAACAGCAACAUGCCUCCAUGGCAGGGACCAAUACUUCAAUGACUGGUCCCGCUACCAUAAUGAUGCCGGCGGGUACCGCUCAAUACCAACAGCAACCCCAGCAGCAACAACAACAAUCGCGCCAAUUACCUAUCGACAAUGCUCAGCAACCACCAACCAGCGUUAAUGUUCAUUUGAAUCCGAUCACCUCGGCCACCGUUAUGCCAACGAAUAUGACAAUGCAAGCAACAAAUAUUGAUAGUCAAAAACUACAGCAAAUGCAACAGCAGAAAACAACACAACAGCAACAAACAAAACCAUCAACAGCCACAACAUCACAGCAAAAUACCGCGCUACAGCAACAGCAGCAGCAACAACAACAGCCCAUGGCAGAAACAGAGACUGAAAGAAGCAUAUCCAGUCUCACCCAGGCCUUGAUUGGUACGCAAAUUUCUGGUAACACUGCAGGCGAUUUGGGUAGCAAUCGCAAAAGAGCUUUUAGCACGCCGCACAUAGCCUCCAAUGUAGUGCACCAAAUGCUGGCUACUUCAGUGUCGGCCACUGCCGGCAAUGAGUUUGCUCCCUGCCAGAUAUUGCCCACAACUCAAGGAGGCGAUCCGCAAAAUGUGUAUUUCUAUAAUAAAACUGGCUCAGGACGUUCCUCGUUUUGUGUAGAUGAAAGCAUAUGGAAAUCAUCGGGCAUGGAGUCGACUAUGAGAGGCAAUUUGGGUGAUGCCAAUGCCCAGGUGGUUGCAUCGGAUAGCAAUAUUUACACCAAUCUGGCUAUGGGAGAUGAACGUUAUAAGCUACCCAUGGAGUUCUCCAGAGUGUAUAGUCCGGGUGUUAGCAUAACCACCAGUCAAUAUGGUGCCGAGGAUUUGGAUGAAGAUGAUGACAACGAGGAGGAUUUCGAUGAGGCUUCAGAUCAAUUCUCACCUUUACUCUAUGCCAAUACACUACAGAAAAGUUCUCAUCCCAUACCCAUAAGUCCUUCACAAUCACCAUCUCAUAUGGGUGCAGCAGCAGCGGCAGGAGCAGCGGGAAGUGUAGGAGUUGCAAAUACAACAUUGGUUGGUCGCAAAAGUCCCAGGUCUCAUUCACCCAUUAAUCAUGUGGCCUAUAGUGCUAGCGAUGCCACAGGUAUCUAUCCAUUCUCGCCUUUCUACAGUGGUUCACCAGAGGGGGCAGCUGCCAUGGGACCCCACACAUUGCCGCCCAAAAAGGUUUCCUUCAGCUAUGAUCCAGCAUUCGGUACGGCGGUCACACGUCUAGCGAUACCAACACAAACACAAACGCAACAAAGAAAAUUAUCACAGCCCAUCGGACAACUGUCCGCACCCAUACAGCCCGCCCAUAGGCUGUCUACGAUAUCGGUGGAAAGUGCUCCAGCUUCCAUGUUAUAUGCAACAUCACCAACAUCAAACAGUGCAUCUGGAACAAGUGCAGUUGCAAUCGAUAAUAAAAUCGAGCAAGCAAUGGAUCUCGUCAAAUCCCAUUUGAUGAUAGCUGUCCGUGAGGAGGUGGAAGUCUUGAAAGAGAAAAUCUCCGAACUCAUGGAUAAAAUCAAUCAAUUGGAAGUUGAGAAUACCAUACUCAAGGCUAAUAUGUCCCAAGAGACAUUGCAGCAGCUGCAAAUGCAAAUAACUGGCACAGCAACUGCAACCAAUAUGAUUGCGGCAGCACCAACGCCAACACCACCAGCCGCAACGGUGGCAGCUGCCAAUGCCAUAGCAGUGGUGGCCAAUACAAAUGCUUUGGGCAAUCAACAACAGCAACAGCAGCAGCAACAACAACAACAAAUUGCUGCCAUUAAUGUAGCCAAUACAGGAAGUGGCACUGCCACGCCCACCACACAAACAGCAGUGGAAAAUCUCACAGUUGAACAUCAGAACAACAUCAAUAACAGCAGCAACAGUGGUGAGGAUGCAGCAGCAAUACUACAACAAGCAGCAAAUGGAACCAUGUCUUAAAUGCAGCCAGCAAUAUCAAAAAAAAAAAAUUGACACCUUUUGUGAGGGUGUUUUUUUGCAAUGAAUGAAACAAAUUUUUUUGCUUAACUUGUCUCUAAAACAACACCUUAAAACAAAGGUCUUUAGGACAAAAAGUAGGGCAUCUAAGACUAUAGUGAUUUUUUUACUAAAAGUGAGUAUGUGGGGUAUAAAAGGAAAUAAAUGUUUACUCUAAAAAACUACAAAAAACUGAAAACUUUAAAAGAUUUUGGAUUUUGAUUUAAAAAAGACCAAAUUUUUGAGAAAAGUUUUAGGUUUUAGUUUUUGGCCUUUUAUCCUGCUCACUUUUUGAAAAAGAACUAUAAGCAAGCAUAUAAACAAAACAAAAAUCCAAGCACUUCUUGUUGAGGCACAGAAAAUUUUUUAGAUUUUUUUUUAAUUCUCAAUGUAUUAUUAAUUAUUUUUUUUAUUUAUUUUCUUAAAUUUUCUGUUUUUUUUAUGUAAAACAAAAAAUGCAACUUUACAUCACUGCUUGGAUGUUUUGUUUUUUUUUUGUUGGAUUUUUUUUUAUUAUUAUUAUUUUUUUUUUCAAAUAGAAUUUUAAGAAACAAACCCAACUGAAAAGGCGGCAACUCUUAGAGUUGCUUUGCUACAUUUGCUGCUAUGGCUUAUUGGAGCAUCUGCGGUGUUUGCCUGUUAUUGUAUGGGCAACACAGCUUGGUAUGCUGUCUUGGCAACAUGUUGCUGCAGCAUACUUUUUAAGUUUUGUAAUGUGAUAUAAGAUAUUGAAGAAUGAAGAUUGAUGAUUGAUGAUGUAUGAUGAUGAUAAAACCCUAGAAAAUAAUGAUUCUUAACAGAUUUCUCUCUAAACUCUCUAACUGAGAUUUUCCCCUCCACAAAAUUCAAGAAAAGAAGUUAUUUCAACACACACCCCAAUAUCCUUAAAAUAUUUAACUAAAAAGAAACCAGACAUGUUUGAUUUUUAAUCGUUUUUAAAUUUUUGAUUUCAUUUUUUUUACUAUUUUUUUUUAAAUUGUUAAAAUUUGCCUAUGUUCUUUGAAUAAUAUGGAUUAUUUAAAUAGUUUUUAAAAGGGAAAUAAUUUUAUAUAUUUAAAAAAAUUGUUUUGUUUUAAAAAAUAUGCCUUAAUUUUGUUCUCUAAAUAGCUUUAUAACAUCAACAUUUUUUGUAUUAAAUUUGUGUAUAAUUUUUGUUUAAGUAAACAUUUUCCCUCCUUAUAUCUAAAACAAAAACAAAAAAAUUGAUCAAAAAAAAAACUAUAAAUUAAAACUUAUAUAGCCAGAGAGAAGAAAAACCCAGAAAUGUAAAGAAAACAAAUUUUUAAAAUUUAAACAAAAAAAAUGAUUAUAUAUGCAUGCCUAAAACGGAGUAGCAAUUGCAGAACAAUAACAAACUUGAUAGAACAUGAUACACAGGAAAAACAAAAACAAAAAAAACUUAAAAUGCAUACUUUUAUUAAAAAGUAGAAUUUUAAGUCGAUAGAUGGCGCAUAAGUCUCUCCUUAAUAUCUCAUAAAUAUCAUAAAAUGUUUGUAAAAUUUUUAGUCUUUUGUUUUUUUUUAUUUUUUUUUUUUGUAUUAAUAAUUAUUUUCAAAAUUUUAUUGUCUCCUUUUUUUAUAUAUAUAUAAAUGUUACCAUCACAAACAAAAUUAUUAACAACCACCAUUACAAACAAAGAACAACAAAAAAUUAUAAUAAAUAAAAAAAAAGAAAAUAAAACAGAAAAAAAAGAAAAUACAAAACAAAACAAAAAAUAUAUUGUGAUAAUUUGCAUUGCAUUGACCUUUCCCCUAAAUGAAAAUAAUAAUGAUAUGAAAAUCCAAAUACAAACUCAAAGCUUGAUGAUGGAGAAGAAAACACACAUCAACAAUUCAAUUUCAAAAAAAAAAAAAAAUAAAAAUGUAUAAAAAAUAUUUCCCCCGCCCCCAAAAACCAAGUAAUGAUUACUUACAACUACCACACUAAAUGGCAUAAUGGGCUAAAAAGCUAAAAUAAAAAUUGUAAAAAAAUAUGUCUUGAUAAAAAAGCAACUUUUUUAACUUGAUUUCUGGAACACACAAACAAAAAGGAACAACUAUUGAUGAUACUAUUUUAUAAAAAAAAACAAAAAUCCUAAAGAUCUAAAUGUUAAAAAAAUUUUAUUAUAAUUUUUUUCUUAAAAAACCAAACUGUAUAUACAUAUUCAUUGAAAUUAAUAGGAAAACAUUUAUGAUAAAACGCUUUAAAUGAAUACAAAAUAGGUCUUAACAAACAUUCUCACAAAGACCUAAACCAAUUUGUCUUUUCAAAAAAAAGAACAUGCUGUUUUUUAUUUGGAACUUUUUUUUAAAGAAAUAUAUUUUUUAUGAUAGAUAAACAACUUCUUUUCUUAAGUGUCACAUUUGUUUCUGGUAUUUUUAUUUUCCCAGUCCCCAGCCAGCCAUUCAUCCAUCCAUGCAACUAUCUCUGUUACUCCUCUUGCCUUAGAAAUCACACUAUUAUAACUUUACAAAACUCAGAAAAAAUCUGUUGUAAGAUUUUCUUCAAAGACUCUUCUCUUGUAAAAAAAACAAACAAACAAAAACCAAAAUAUUAUUUUACCUUAUUAUUAUUAUUAUUUUUUUUAAUAUUAUUUUCUCUUAUAUUUUCCCCAUUUUUUCUUUUAGUAUUCUAAGAGUUUUUUUCGUUUUUAUUAUAUUCCUUUUUUAUUAUUAUUACAUUUAGUUUGUAUUAUAAACACACAACAAAUCUAUCUAUAGUAUACAUCUCUAUAUAUAUUUUAGCUUUUAAGUUAAAUUUUAAAUAAAACAAAAACAAUACAAAAUAUUUAACAAAAAAAAAAAUAAUAAACAAUACACCACUAUAAAAACAACAAAAAUUAAAAAAUAUAAAAAUAAAAAGGAAAAAUGUUUCAAAAAAAUAUACCACAAAAAAAAACAAAUGUUUUAUGCAUUACUUUUUUUUAGUAUUCAAAAAAGGGUUAUAAUAAAAAAAAGGCAACAAAUAAGAAAAUGUGCCUAGAUCACAUUAUAAGCCAAUUAUGGGCAACAUAUAAAAAAAAACAUCCUAAAGAGACUCUUAAUUGUCUAAGGAUUUAAAAUGAAUUGGAAGUUAAACUGCAUAGCCUUCAACAAAAUGUAGAUAAAUAAAAUGAUUACGCAGCUUUAAACUAAAAAAUAAAAUGAAAUUCAGCAAAUGAUGGAAGAAAAGUUCUUUCCAAAAAAAUAUUUAAAAAAUUGAAGUGAAUGCUUAGAAAGGAGUUAUUUUGAGGAGAAAAGAUUGACUGAAAACAGUGUUUUUUUUUAAUUGUCAAUUUAUAGGAUAGACGAAAAAGUAUUUUAAUAGUGAAGAAAUUGCAAUACAUCAAAGAAAAAGAAAAAAUUCUUUAAAAAAAUUACAACGACAUGAAUAAGCUAAACAAUUUUUACUAAUUUUAGGUUCCUUCAUACUAGGGACUAUAAAAAUCUAAAAUUUUUGUCAAUAAAAUGGGAAUUUUUCUUUAAAUUGUCCAUUUAUAGGAUAGACAAAAAAAAGUAUUUCAAUAGAAACAAAUUUCAAUCCAAGCAUACAAAAUAUCAGAGAAAAAGUAAUUUCUUUAAAAAAUUUGCAACAACAUGAAUAAGCAAAACAAUUAGUACUAAUUUUCGGUUCCUUCAAACUAGGGACUAUAAAAAUCUCAAAUUUUUGUUAAAAAAAAUGAAGGUUCUUCUUUAACUUGGCAAUUUAUUGGAUAGAUAAAAAAGUAUUUUAAUAGAAACAAAUUUUAAUCCAAGCAUACAACACAUCAAAAAAAAAUGAUUUUCUUCAAAAAAAAAAAAACUUGGAACCACAUAAACAAUUUUUUCUAAUUUUAGGUUCCUUCAAACUAGGGACCAUAAAAAUCUCAAAGUUUUGUUAAAAAAAAUUCCACUUUGACAAAGUUUGUUCUCAUUGACAUUGAAUGUUAGUUGAGUGCAAAAAGUCUCUAUGCAAUCAUAACACGCGCAGUAUUUGUUUUUCAAAAACUACUGGAAAAAAUUUCCUCAUGUUGAAGUUUUUUUGCCUGUUAGGGCGAAAUCAUUAAAUUUCGAGUCGACCUCAAUGAUAGAAGAUUUUCUUUGCAAAUGGAAAAGUAAAGCCAGAGAUCGCAACACACCAAACGCUAUGGGACGCGUUUCGUCUUUGGUUAGAAGACUUUUCAACUAUAUUAGGUGUUUGCUUGUAAAGUUUGUUUAUUAUUAUAAUCAAACUAACUGGCUUGAUAGGAUUCGCUAAACCCAAAAAUGCCUCAAAUAUGACUAUCUGGUUCGUACUCUUCUUCCAAAGAUCUUAAGUUUAAGUAUAGUUUCCCGACCAUUCUUUGCAAAUGGAAAAGGAAAGCCAGAGAUCGCAACACACUAAAUACUAUGGGACGCGUUUCGUAUUUAGUUAGAAGCCUGAAUUGAUUUUGUGAGCCUCUAGAGGGCGCAGUUCUUCACCGAUUUGGCUGAUAUUUGUUUUAUGACCUUCAACAUAUUUGUAAAGUAUAGUCUCAAUCGAUCCAUAACCGUUUAAAACUUCUAUAUAAACCGAUCUCCCGAUUAUACUUCUUGAGCCCCUAGACAGGGCAAUUAUUAUCCGAUUUGGAUGAAAUUUUGCAUAAUUUCACCUACAACCUAUACCAACUGUCGAUUUUACUUUCUAACCGUCUAGAGGGCGCAAUUAUUAUUUAAUAUGAUAUCUGCCCUAACCUCCAACAUAUAUGCCAAGUGUGGUCUGAAUCCGUGUCUAUUGCUCCUAUAUAAACAGAUCAUCCGAUUUUACUUCUUAAGCAUCUAAUGGAAGCUAUUCUAACCAGAUUAAAAAAAAAAGACAAGUAAAGCCGCAUUAGUUGGAGUGGAUACCCAAUAAAAAAAACAAUUAUUAUCCUAUUUUAUUUAAAACCUACAAUAUCUAUAUCUAUGUCCUAGUAUGAGCCGAUUUGGAUAAUAUUCGGUUCAGGUACCGAGCAGUUUAUAUAAGUUAAAGUUUAAAACUUCAAGGAAACCAGGUUAUACAUAAGGAUUUUAUGGCUUAAGCUCUCAGAUCUGCAGAUCGGCCUAUAUGGCAGGUUUUUCAAAAUAUGAUCUGAUAUAGACCAUAGGCGGUUCGAAUAUUAGGUGGCCUGGUGCAAUUCCAUGUUCCAAAUUUAUAUCAAAGUAUGGUCCAAUCUGGAACAAAUUUGGUUUGGACAAUAAGAAAUCUAGUCCAACUCAUUGCUCUAAAUUUCAGUGUAAUAAGAAAAUACGGCUUUUCAUGGGCCUAAGAUCCUUAAUAGGCAGGUUGGUUCAUAUAACAGCUAUAUCCAAAUUUGGUCCGAUCUAGACUAGAUUUAGUUCAUUCUGUUUUGAUGUAAUUUUUAAGUUUGGAAAGGCUGUAAAUCCUUCACAUUUUCGAACUUCGAACUUCCCUGGACUCGAAAUUCAAUGAGGAAUCUUAAAAUAAGCAGAAUUUUCAAAAAUUUUAAGUUUUGAUUUUUUUCCAAUUUUCGAGCAAAGGGGUAGCCUUUCAAAAUUUUCAAUAUUUGAUGACCCAAAAUUUUUUAAGUUAAGCAUACAGCAGUAAGAUACGUUGCUCAAAAAUGCUGUUUAAAACAAUCCCUGAGUUUUUUCUUCAAAAUACAAGCUCGAAAUCGCACAAUUUUUAUCCAAAUAAUACAUAAAAAAUUGCAAUUACUUUUUUAGAUUCGAUAGAUUUUUGAACUUCAAAAUUCUAAAAACUCCAUUGGAUUCGAGAAGUAUAGACUUCUUUCCAUAUUAAUACAAACUUGCGAAAAAAAUAUCUUGUAAUUUUCUCAAGAUAAGCUAAAUUAUAUGUUGUUAAUGACAUACCAUAAGUUCAAGUUAAAAAAUGCUGUAAAUCCUAGGUAUUUUCGAAAAUCUCAAAGCAUCCCCAAUACUUUGCAGGUUUCUUUGGUAAAAUUAGCUAAAAUCGAUUUUGCAGUUUUUCUUUGUAAUACUUUGCAGUUUUCUAUGGAAAAAUUAGCAAAAAUCGAUUUUGCUUUGGCGCAAAUAUUCACAGAAAUUUUCUAAGUUGAAAAUGCUAUAAUUCCUUCAUGUUUUCGAAUUUAGAAAAUCCUAAAGCAUCCCUGGAUUCGAAAUGCGAACAGAAAUCAUAAGAUAUAGAAAAAUUCUAAAAAAUGGUAACUUUUAAAUUUUUUAAAUUUUGCGGGCAAAGGGGUUAGCUUUUAAAAAAUUUCAAGUUUUGAACCUCCAACUGUUUUUGACACCGUUGUAUUGUUUAUGGCUUAAAAACACAAUUCAAAGCUAUUCCUGAUUGUUUUCUUCAAAAAAAAGCUCAAAAUUGUAUUAUUGCCAUAAAAAAAUGUGAAAAAUCCUUGUUAAUUUGAAAUUAUUGUGACUUUCUUAUAUUUUCAAACUAAAAAAAUGCUAACAACAACCCUGUACGUCUUGCUUGUUUGGCUAAAAAUCAUUACCAAGUUCCUUUGAUUAAGGAAAAAUAUCCGCACCGCACCCUCUUAUCAAAGGAAAUCUAAGGAAAAUGAUCAAAAUCAAAAUCUGUCCGUUUGCAAUAUGUCCGUUUGUAACAUGUACGUUUGCAACAUGUUGCGGAAUCAUAUUUUCCUUCUAGAAGAAAGUAUAAUUCAAUAUCGAUGCCACUGUUGAAUGUGUUGGCGAGGAUAUUAUUCAAUUCUGUCAUUCUAUGCUUAUGUAGGGUUUUAAACCCAAGGAAACCCCACAAAAGUGUAGAAACAUUCUACGUCUUCUUAUUCAGGGAACAUAAGAGCAGAUGCAAUAAUUCAAACACAUUGUUUAUUUGAAGUUAAAAUAUUUUUUCUCAGUAUACAUUGUAUAUGUAAGCCUUCAAAUUUAAAAGAAUUGAUAAUAUUGAGGAUGUUAAUAAUUUUAAAUCGACCUUUUUUAGUCAAUUUUGUUUAAGUCCUCGAGAUUGAACAAAAUAACUCUGAAGAAGGAUGAAUAAUUUCCAUUAUUCAAUUUGGUUUUAGCAUAACAUCUAUUGUAUUUAUAGAUUGUAUCUUUUAACUUAUUUAUAAAUGCAGCAUUGGCCUAAAAUGUGUGGAAUAAGGAGUAUCGAUAGGCCUGUCAUAAUAAUAAUACCAUAAUGACAAUUAAUAUGAAUAGUUUACUCAUAUUAAUUGUGGGUAUUAUGUGGGGAAUUUUAAUAACUAAAGAUUACAACUAAAAAGAUAAAUGAAGAACUAAAAAAUUGCUUCUUUGAUAUUAACGUUUUGUUUUAAUUAUUAUCCAAAUUAAAUAUCACUCACUAUAGAAACUAUUUUUAAAAUACAUGCACUCAAUAAAAACCGUUUGAUUAAAACGGAAUAGAUUGAAAUAAAAUUCUAAUAAACUUCAAAACCUAAAACGCAAAAUUGAUUAGAUACAAAGUUUAGUGACUCGAAAAGAAUAAAAAACAAUGGCUUGUUAUAAAAUAAUAAAUUCUUAGGUAAAAAAAGGUAUAACAAUCUCAGUAUAAAUCAUAUCAUAGACAUACAUACAGAAUUUUGAUAGAUAAGAAGAAUAGAAGCUAUAAACACAUUUAGAGUAUAACUCAAGAAGUGAAAGGUUUUGUUAAAUCAACGCCAAUUUUGGUGAAGAAAAUCAGAAGAUAUGUUUCUUUUAGGUAUUUUAAGGUAUGCUGCAGCCACAUACUUAUUAUUAAUAAUUGAAACUUCAAUAAUUAAUAAAUGAUAUAUAAUGAAAUUAUAUAAAUAUAUACUCUAUAUAACAUGAAAAUAAAAUGUUAUUUUAAUAUCAGUGGCUUUUAGAAACUGUUUUAAGAUUUUUUUUAUCAUGCUCCAAAAAUUUUUUAGCUUAAUAUCAUGCCAAUAUCAUUCCUCAAUAAGGACAUUUGCCAAUAACCAAAAUUUAAUAGCUGUGCGUUUUAUUUAUCUACAUUUUGUUGAACGAUCACAAAAAAUGGUAUUAACAAUUGUUUUUGGUUUAUUUAAAUAUAAAACUAAGCUAAAAAGUAUAUAUAGAUGUGAAUUUUUUUUUUCAAUCCAAUGAGAUAAAAUACAAUAUCCAAUAUUAAUUUCACGGCAUCCUUCAUCAAAAAUGGUGGUUGAAUUUUAUAAUUAUAUUACAAAUAAAGAUCAAAUGGAAAUUCUUGCGCAUUAAAGUGCGAAAACCACCGAAAUUGGCAAUAAUUGAGAUCUGUUGCCGAUGUCCUUAAAACUUUAGCACUAACGUAGCGUGCGACAUAAAAAUUGCUGUACGUACACCGAACGAAAAUUUGAUACCGUAUGGUAUGGAUGAUGUAAGGAGUUAUAAAUACAAUACGGUAUUGUUUCUGUAUUAAAUCACGGUAUUGCUUUACUAUCAUACGGUAUCAAUUUUUCAUUCGGUGUAAUGCAUGUCCCUAAAGCAGCGAUGUCCAGCCCCUUACGGUAACGUUGAUGGCAAGUCACACGUAUUCUUAUUCUCUUUAUUUCAUUCGUUGUUGGGACAUCAACGAUUGAACAUGCGGGGGGUAUAUGCAUCGUUUUUUUGUUUUAUAUUUUAAAAACAAUGAUUUUUGUUGAUUACACCCUUGGAAGAUAUAAAAAACUAACUAAAAUUUUAUAUUUACUUUUUCAAAGCACUAAUCUUUCUAUCCAUAAAAAUUAUUUUUUACAUAAUAAAAGAAUUAAAAAUACUUAAAGGGAGUGCUCACACAGUCACAUUUUUAUUUUGGACAUUGCUGCCCUAAAGUCCAUAAAAUACGAUUAUUAUACUGUAAUUUCCGUUAUUAGGGUUUUUGAAUUGGUUUUUAUUGAUCUGGGCAUUGCUAUAAAAAGUAAAGUAUGAUUUUAGGCGCAUCUGUAUUUUGUGGUAGAAUAUGGGUAUUUCCAUAAUACUUUUGUUAAACCACUCAAAUUAAAUAGAAUAUGGGUAUUUCUAAUAAUAUAUUAUUUUUUUUGUUUAAUCCCCAAAUUAAUGUAGCCGUUCUUCACCAUUUUUUUUCUAUAAAUAUCAUUAAAAAUUUUAAAAAAAUUAAGGAAAGUUGUUAAUUUGCAAUGAUUAAAAUUUUUAUAAUAUUUUUUAUUUAGUGGCAUAUCAAAAUUUCGAAUAAAUUUUGUUGUGUAUAUUAAAUUAUUUAUUUGCAUUUAUAUAUUUCAUUAAAAUUUAUUUUUAUUACUUUUUCAAAUAUAUUUCUUAACAAUAUUUUUUUACAAGAGUCUUUGAAAUAUAUCUAACAAAAGAAUAAACCUAAAUCUUCAAUAUGCGGUUGUAGGAGGUUUAACUUAUUGGUAGAAAUUAAAAAUGCUAUAGUAUUUUUGUGGCCAUUUUUAUAAUUGUGCUCAUUAUAAAGUUCCCAAGAAAUGUACUCACUAAGAAAAUAUAAAAAAUCACAUAUUUAUUGGAAGCUUAAGGUAGACAUUUUGAAUAAUUACACAGUUGCCUGUCCUCCUAAUUCUGUGUCACUCAAAUGCAUGAUCCUACUCACUCAAUCACUUGUUAUUUUCAUUUUAAAAUCAGCUGAUUUUGAUAUACAAGCGAAAGAGAAUGGAUCAUUUUCAGCAACACAAAAAGGAGGACAGGCAGUAAAAUUUUCAGCGUGGAUAUCUUGUAGAAUAAGAAAGUUCGUGUUAGCUAACCGGAACAUUAACUUAUCGUGGAGAUAAAUUCUCUGUUAACAAGUUUCAAAUUUCGUUUUAUCAACAUGGUAACAAUCAUAAUCGGAAAUAAGAAUGUUCGCGUGCUCAAAAGUUUGCACAAACUUUUACGGAAAGUGAUUCGUUUUGGAGUCCUCAGAACGUUCAUAGAUAAAAACCACUUUAGUCUGAAAAUCAACUUAAAUUGUCUAAGCUAACCUAUCUGUCCUUCAUUCACAAAUUCUAAGCCACCGAGUGGACAGUUGAGAUCGUAAAUUUCUUUCGAAAUGUAAGAGGGCGUACGUUAAUACCAGAGAACCAUACAAACAAAAGAAAGGUUACUGAAAAUUAAAGAUUUUUUCCUUGUUCGAAGGAUUUUGCCCAUGAAUCCGUAUCAGAAGCAAGACUUUAAAAUAAGGGUCUUAACUUAUUAACUUUCCUUUAUCACAAUGAACUAAACUUGUCUAAGCUAGUCUGUUUUAAAAAAUAGACUGCACAGUUUAAUACAUCGUAAAUUUCUCCUACCAUUGAUAGCAAAUUUUGUAUAAAUCAAAUUUUACAUGGCCCUACAUGAUAAGAUUUUCAAGCGUAGAAAUGGUUCUCAAAGCAACUAACGCGACCAAGUGAGAUUUGUACAGAAUGAAGAUCAACUAAUAAUUCGUACUUUUGCUAAUGAUGGGCAAAAUCACUUUGUCGAGUUUUACCUUUCAACAGCUUGAUGACAUUGCGGAAGAGAGGAAAGAAUCUAUUUUGACUCAGAAUGAAAGGUACGGAUUAUAUUACAUUAACAUCAGAAGCAAGACUAUAAAAUAAGAAUUUUAUCUUUCAAUUGAUGGUGACAUGUUAACGGACAAAACCUUACACUUCGAUUUGCUUACUUUACGAACGGCUCCCAAUUUUUUAACCUUCAAAAGAUCUAAAUCUUCAUUUAAGCAGCAUAGCUUUUACAAUUCAAAUAUAUAUGGACUCUAAGAUUUUUUAACUGAUAUUCAAUGCUGCCCUUUUAAAUUUCCUAUUUUCAAUGACAUUUUAAACUUCAUUAAAAUAAAUUCGUCCUUAUGCAAAGUUUUUAUUAAAGAUAAAAAAUUCCUUUAUAUCAAAUAAAAAAUCUUGCACCAUAGGAAAUAUUUUCUAAAUAAUUUGGAUAAUUGGGCAGUUUUUUCUUUAGUUUAGCAAAUCUUGAAAUUUAGGUUACAAAUAUUUUCACUGCAGGCAGUAAUUGUCUACACCCAUGAGCAGUAGCUUAACUUUUUCAGAUUAUUUUCUUUCAAGAGAUAGAUUACUUUAUACUCCAGUUUAACUAUAUCUUAUUUUCCGACUGUAACUAGUGAACAAGCUGUGAAGUUAUAGAAACCUCACAGCUGUGAUCCCUUGGAGGCCACCGUAGCUCAUAGGUUUGCAUGUCCGCCUAUGACGCUGAACGCUUGAGUUCGAAUCCUGGCGAGAACAUUAUCAAAAUUUUUAAACGGUGGUUAUCUUCUUCUAUUCCUGGUGACAUUUUUGAGGUACUAUGCCAUAUGAAACUUCUCCCCAAAGAUGUCUCGCAUUGCAGCAAGCCGUUCAGACUGGGCUAUGAAAAGGAGGUUCUUAUCAUUGAGCUUAAACUUGAAUUCGACAGCACUCAUUGAUAUGUUAGAAGUUUGCCACUGUUCCUUAAUGGAAUAUUCAUGACGUUGAACGCUUGAGUUCGAAUCCUGGCGAGAACAUAAUCAAAAUGUCACCCUUCUAAUCCUGGUGACAUUUUUGAGUUACCAUGUGAAAUUUCUCCCCAAAGAUGUCUCGGAUUGCGGCAAGCCGUUCAGACUGUGCUAUGAAAAGGAGGUUCCUUAAUGGAAUAUUCUUGGGCAAAUUUGCGAAAAGUUUUACACACCUGUGAAUAUUCUGCUUUCAAAAGAUCCCAACCACAUGCUACCCGACCUUACAAUUUUAAAUUUCUAUAUCUUUUUAUGACCUGAGUGCAAUAGGUUUUCAAUUGUUAUCCCUUUGAGGUAGUUGCUAAUUUAUGUUGUUAAUUCUGUAUAUAUCGUCCUGAUCAGGGCUGCGAAGUCAACUGAAGUUGAGGUUUGGAAACCAGAAUGGAAGUCGUACAAUGUAUACAGAGUUCGUUUAGGAAUUAAGUAUGCUAGCGCCGAUCCUGAAUCGAACUUCGACUCUGGCCUCCGCCUUCGACUACAACAUCGGAUCAGACUACCUAGCCUUGGUCCUGAGCAUGAGGAUCGAUGAUCUCUUGAAAUAUUGGCAGGAAAAAAAAAUUAAAA
This is a messenger RNA of Stomoxys calcitrans (stable fly), 20984 nucleotides long. It is a transcript of the gene bun, whose product is annotated as protein bunched, class 2/F/G isoform. The transcript has 5 exons. Gene Ontology annotation, biological process: regulation of transcription by RNA polymerase II. Bases 3585 to 9197 code for a protein of 1870 amino acids. The record is from RefSeq and is a predicted model, not a curated record. Lineage: Eukaryota; Metazoa; Arthropoda; Insecta; Diptera; Muscidae.